UGAAAAAUCAAUGGACAGUGCUUAGAUAUAGUGCAAAUUCACUAAUUGAUGAUGAUAAUAAUGAAGAUGAGAAAGAUAGUAAAGUUAAUAUUAUAAAUAAUGAUGAUAAUAAUGAUAAUGAUGAUGAUAAUGAAGAUGAUGACAAUGAAGAUGAUGAUUAUGAAGAUGAUGAUAAUGAAGAUGAGGAAGAUGGUAAAGUUGAUAUUAUAAAUAAUGAUGAUAAUGAUAAUGAUGAUGAUGAUGAUGAUAAUGAUAAUAAAGAAGAUGAUGAUAAUAAUGAUGAUGAUAAUAAUAAAGAUGAUGAUAAUGAAGAUGAUAGUGAUGAUAAUGAAGAAGAUGAGGAAGAUAGUGAAGAUGAUAGUUAUGAAGAGGAUGAAGAAGAUGG
Messenger RNA from Racocetra persica, 385 nucleotides. NCBI's taxonomy places the organism in Eukaryota, Fungi, Glomeromycota, Glomeromycetes, Diversisporales, Gigasporaceae. The record is from the annotation of a GenBank genome assembly.